AUGGAUAACGAUUUGAAAAUUUCUGACAUAAAAGUGGGUGCAAAUGAAUUGCUCGCUUUUCAAAGAGAUUUGAAGCAAGAAAAGGAAUUUUUGGUAAAACUAUUGACGAAAAUUGAUAGCCAAGUACAUAGACUGCAGGUGGAACAACUUCAUUUACUUGGAAUGAUGAAUAAAUCAAUGAAAGAGUCAGAAGAGAAGUCUCCGUCACAUGAAUCAAAUCAUGAAACGGAACAAGAUACAUCAAAUAAAUCUUUGGAUUUGUCUAUAGCAUCAGCUCUUAAAUACUUUCAAGAAGAAGAAGAAGAUGAAGAUAUGUGA
Molecule: messenger RNA, 318 nt
Organism: Dufourea novaeangliae
Lineage: Eukaryota; Metazoa; Arthropoda; Insecta; Hymenoptera; Halictidae
Exons: 2
Coding region: 1-318 (105 amino acids)
Biological process (GO): transcription by RNA polymerase II; transcription initiation at RNA polymerase III promoter
Cellular component (GO): nucleus
Source: RefSeq, a predicted model, not a curated record